This is a messenger RNA of Gracilinanus agilis (Agile Gracile Mouse Opossum), 3117 nucleotides long. RefSeq names its product RE1 silencing transcription factor (gene REST). The record is from RefSeq and is a predicted model, not a curated record. Gene Ontology annotation, biological process: regulation of gene expression. The coding region runs from base 17 to 2938 and encodes 973 amino acids. Gene Ontology annotation, cellular component: nucleus. Lineage: Eukaryota; Metazoa; Chordata; Mammalia; Didelphimorphia; Didelphidae. The transcript is spliced from 3 exons.
UUACAGCGCUGCUGUUAUGGCCACUCAGGUGCUGGGUCAGACUGGAGGCAACGGGCUUUUUACUGGGAAUGCCAACAUCGUCAUGGCAUUGCCUAACGACAUGUACGACUUACACGACCUCUCCAAAGCUGAGCUGGCUGCACCUCAGCUGAUUAUGUUGGCAAACGUGGCCUUGACUGGGGAAGUGAAUGGUGGUUGCUGUGACUACAUGGUUGGAGAAGAAAGACAAAUGGCAGAGUUGACCACAGUGGGUGACAACAACUUCUCAGACAGUGAUGGGGAGGGACUUGAAGUGCCUCCCGGAAUAGAAAAUGAGUCAAAUAGACCUGAAAACGUGGAAUUGGGAUCUUUGGAAAUCAUCGUCGUUGAUCCUCAGACUGUGUAUGAAUCAUCUGUCCCAGAGACUUUCAGUUCUGAAAAAGACCCUCCCUCAGAGACACUGUAUCAGCCAGAGACCCCAGAGGACAAAUGCAAGAGCUUGAAGAGCAAGCCCUUUCGAUGUAAACCUUGUCAGUAUGAAGCGGAGUCUGAAGAAGAGUUUGUGCAUCACAUCAGAGUCCACAGUGCCAAUAAGUUUUUUGCAGAAGAAAAUGCAGAGAAACAAGCACAACAAGCCCAGACCAAGGAAUCGGAUUCUUCUGUUGCUGAAGAAGCUGACUUUUCCAAGGGGCCUAUUCGUUGUGACCGCUGUGGCUAUAAUACUAACAGAUAUGAUCACUAUUUGGCUCACUUGAAGCACCACAACAAAGCAGGAGAGAAUGAGCGGGUCUACAAGUGCAUGCUAUGCACAUACACCACUGUAAGCGAAUAUCACUGGAAGAAACACUUGCGAAAUCAUUUUCCUAAGAAAGUCUAUACCUGCUCACAGUGCUCCUAUUUUUCAGACAGGAAAAACAAUUAUAUUCAACAUAUCCGAACACAUACCGGUGAACGCCCGUAUCAGUGUGCUAUGUGUCCCUAUUCCAGUUCGCAGAAGACACAUUUAACUAGACAUAUGCGUACUCAUUCAGGUGAGAAACCAUUUAAAUGUGAUCAGUGCAGUUAUGUGGCCUCUAAUCAGCAUGAAGUAACCCGACAUGCAAGGCAGGUUCACAAUGGGCCCAAACCUCUCACCUGCCCACACUGUGACUACAAAACAGCUGAUCGUAGUAAUUUCAAAAAGCAUGUAGAACUCCAUGUGAACCCACGGCAGUUUCUUUGCCCUGUAUGUGAUUAUGCUGCUUCUAAGAAGUGUAAUCUACAGUAUCAUAUCAAGUCUAGGCAUUCCGACUGUUGUGAUAUUGCAAUGGAUGUUUCCAAAGUGAAGCUUAAAAAAUCCAAAAAGAGUGAGGCAGACAACUGUAGUUGUGGUAGUGUGGCCAGUGAAAAAGGUGAAAAAGAACAAACAAAAACAAAGGGAGAUAUGAUGGAAAAGAUAAAUGAAAAGAAUAUAAAAGUGGAGAAAAAAGAAAAUGCUUCAAAAGAGAAAAAGCCAUGCAGUGUGGCUUCCUUAGGCCAAGUGACAACCCGAAAUCGCAAGUUGGCAACUGAGUCAAAGGAGAUAGAUGUCAAAUUGGAGAAAGGUUCAGAAAAAUCAUGUAAAAACAAGAAAGUUAAGAGAAAGUUGGAGAGUGAAGCAGCUUCUUUAAAUAGUAACCCAGUGAAUGAUCUAGAACCUGUGGCAAAAAAGAAAAAGAAAGUAGAGAGCAGACCCAGAAAGAGCCAAGAAGCUAUAAAAGAUGAAGUCACAGUGGAAGAGCAUAAAAGACAGAAAGCUGGCCUGAAGAAAAAUAAAAAAAAGAAAGCUUUGAAAGGUAAACAUAGUAAAAAACCCACCAAGUCCAUUCAGGCAAAGCCAACUGAAAAUGAGCUGGUCCAUGAAAAAUCUCUUCCUCCUUCUCCUUCUCUUCUUCCUCCUCCCCCUCCUCCUCCUCUUCUUCCUUCACUUCCUUCUUCUCCUCAAGAGGAUCCAAAGAAAAAGUCUGAUAGCUCCAGGGAAGAACUACAGAGAGAGGAAGUCCUUGUAGAAGAUGCCUUAGUUCCUGUUACUAGUUUGAUAACUGAAGAAAGGUCAACCUCUCAGGACCACCUGCUCACAUCAGUGCCUGCCCCAGAGCCAUCGUUGGCACCAGCUCCAGGCCCAGGGCCCGCACCAGCUCCUGAACCUGUACUUGAACCUGUACCAUUACCUGUACCUACAUCACCAGCAGAAAAUGUAGAGAAAGAAGAGAUGAAAGACCAAGAAAUGCUGCUUGAACAGAGGGAAGAAGACAAAGAAAUGACCCUUCAGAGAGCUGUAGAUGAAGAACCAAGGAAGUUGGGUGGUACCCAGGAGUCACUCAAGCCAUCCUCUUGUGAGCCAGAGGAAGGUCUUCCUGAGAAAGAGCAUCAGAUGGAUGAAGUGUGUGAGAUGGAAACUGAACCGAGUCCAACACCAGCAGAGCAUCUGGCUGACAAAGACUUGUCGACCCAAGAGCCACAUUCUUCAGUGCCAGAGCCCCCUCUGCCACAGCCCCCAAUGUUGCCAGAACCCGAGUUUCUGGCUCCUCCCCCUGCAGCAGCAGCAGCAGCAGCAGAAAAAGAAGAGGAGCAAGAGCAAGAGCAAUGUGAGCCGGCUCCCCAGAUGGUACCAGCACCCGCAUCAUUGGCUCCUGCUGCUGCAAGUGAAUCCCAGGAAAUUGAUGAAGAUGAGGGCAUCCACAGUCAUGAUGGAAGCGACCUGAGUGACAACAUGUCAGAGGGCAGUGAUGACUCUGGCUUGAAUGGCGCUCGAUCUGUGCAGGAAGAAGCAAGUCGAAAAGCUUCCCAAGAAGAAGUAGCAGUGGCAGUCAAAGGAGCAAACUUUGUUUGCAUUUUCUGUGAUAGAUCUUUUAGAAAGGAAGGAGAGUAUAGCAAACAUCUUAAUCGACAUUUAGUAAAUGUGUACUACCUUGAGGAAGCAACUAAGGAGUUAGAAUAACUAAACUCUAUUUGAAUAAGCCUACAAUUCUUUCAUAAGACCUAUUUUGUUUUGUGGAUAAUUGUUAUAUUAGACAGCUCCUUUUUUUUCAGUUUGGAGUAGUAUCUGAUGAUUUGGGGUAGAUACUUUUUUCCUUGACACCCUUGUAUGAUAGUUUGUUAAAACCUGCUAAAACUAGU